CUCUCUCCUCUUCUGAAACCUUCCUUAUUUGAUGUGUUUCCUUCUCGUUCCAUUUUUGGAUUGAUCCUCCCCCAAAACAUUCCCGAAUUCUUCAACCAAGACCGCAAAAUCCUCAAUCCCGCGUUACAGCAAAUGACCGCAGCUACGGCACUUCCGUCGAACAUGACGCAAAUCGACCCCGAGAAAGCCCAAGUGGCAAGCACGCCUCCUGCAAUUGCACAACCAGCGCGUAGCAUGGACGAGAAAGCCGACCUCGACAAGACAUACCCCAAGGGCAUGAAACUCACUCUCAUCAUGGCGUCCUUGUAUCUGGCAGUAUUCCUAGUUGCGUUGGAUCGCACCAUUAUCGCGACCGCCAUACCACAAAUCACCAACGAGUUUCAUUCGCUUACAGAUAUUGGCUGGUACGCUUCGUCAUACAUGAUGACUUCUUGCGCCUUCCAGCUAUGGUUUGGAAAGCUCUACGUGUACUACAGCACGAAAUAUGUCUUCCUCCUGGCUAUUGCGCUGUUUGAAAUCGGCUCAGCCAUAUGUGGUGCGGCUCCCAACUCUGUCGCCUUCAUCUGGGGACGAUCGAUAGCUGGGUUUGGGUCGGCGGGGAUCUUCAACGGAUCUAUCGUCAUCAUAGUUCAUACCAUUCCUCUCGCGAAGCGGCCUAUGUUCCAGGGCUUGUUUGGCGCUGUCUUUGGCAUUGCCAGUGUAGUGGGACCAUUGAUAGGAGGAGCGUUUACUACUCAUGUCACCUGGCGGUGGGGAUUCUACAUCAACCUCCCCAUCGGCGGAGUUGCUGUCGCAGCCAUAAUAUUCCUCCUCCACAUCCCUACCCCGCCCGACUUUGGCAAGCCUCUUUCCGUUCAGAUUCGCCAGAUCGACCCCAUCGGUACAGCGUUCUUCCUCCCAGGGAUUGUCUGCCUUUUACUUGCCCUACAAUGGGGCGGCGCCACCUAUGCGUGGUCCAACUACCGCAUCAUUCUACUUCUCACUCUUGCUGGUAUCCUUCUUAUCGGAUUCGUCAUCAUCCAGGUCUGGAAAGGCGAUGAAGCUACUGUGCCGCCGCGGAUCAUCAGGAACAGGAGUGUAGCAGCUGGGUUCUACUGGUCGCUCUGCUCCGGCGCCUCCAUGAUGAUAGUCGUCUACUUCCUCGCCACUUGGUUUCAGGCGAUCGAAGGUGUGUCGGCGUACACAUCCGGCAUUCGGCUUCUCCCGCUUGUGCUCUCUCUCGUUGCUGGAUCGAUACUUGGAGGGGCGAUAACCGGGAAUGUGGGAUACUAUGCUGUUCCACUGAUCCUUGGCACGGUAUUGAUGUCGGUCGGUAUGGGGUUGUUGACGACUUUUGAGGUGAAUACUAGUCAAGCCAAGUGGAUUGGGUACCAAUUCGUCUACGGCUUUGGUCUUGGUCUAGGAAUGCAAGCACCCAGUAUGGCUGUCCAGACUGUUCUUGACAAGCAAGACAUUCCAAUUGGAGCGAGCUUGAUGUUAUUUGCGCAAUGGCUCGGUGGCGCAAUUUUUGUCUCGGUGGGGCAAAAUGUGCUCUCGAACAAGCUUGUUGAGGGAUUGAGGGUGUUGCCUGAAUUUGAUAUUAGAUGGGUCACACAGUCUGGGGCCACUGACUUGAGGAACGCUAUUCCAGCUAAGGCGCUUGAUAUUGUGUUGCACGUAUAUAAUGGAGCAUUGACUAGGACCUUUGAUAUAGCCUUGGCAAUGAGCUGCGCAGCGAUGUUGGGGGCAUUGGCGAUGGAUUGGAAUAACAUCAAGAAGCAGACUGAAAAAUAG
Molecule: messenger RNA, 1773 nt
Organism: Periconia digitata
Lineage: Eukaryota; Fungi; Ascomycota; Dothideomycetes; Pleosporales; Periconiaceae
Source: the annotation of a GenBank genome assembly